Guyanagaster necrorhizus is the source of this 777-nucleotide messenger RNA. RefSeq lists its product as uncharacterized. The transcript has 5 exons. The record is from RefSeq and is a predicted model, not a curated record. Bases 163 to 585 code for a protein of 140 amino acids. Lineage: Eukaryota; Fungi; Basidiomycota; Agaricomycetes; Agaricales; Physalacriaceae.
CACAGAGUUCAUCGCCCCACCGUAAGUAUGCUACAUCAACGCCGCAAUCUUUGGUAAUGAUGGUUUCAAGAUAAUAUUGUACUGAAUUUAUUCUACAUAAAGCACUGACUCUUUAGUGAGAUCAGGCGCUGAAGUCCAUCUCCGCCCUUCCUUCCAGACUCGAUGUUCUCCAGAAUCGAUAGUACCGAGACUACUAUCCCAGAGUUAACCAACAGCGAGGUCAAGGACAUCCGCCAAUUCCUGGAUAGAUCAUUGAACGAAACGGUCAUGUGUGCAUUAUUACACGGAUUUUAUACCGGAGUAGUGGCUGUAACGAUGUGGACCCUUGUUUCGAGAAAAAACUGUGGAAAUUCUCGCAGGCCACGCUUCUUCAUUGUCAUCAUCUUACUUUUAUAUGCCAUGGCGACUUUUAUCCUUUUCUUCAACUGGAUGCGGUGUAGCCAAUAUUUCAUUGCACAUGGGCAAAACUUCUGGACGACAUACGAUGCCUACACGCAUGAAUCCAUGCCAAUGAACUUGAUAGAGAAUAUUAAUGCUGCUCUGAGCACUCUCCUGGCAGAUACCACUUUGAUUUGGCGUUGUUGAAAUGUUUGGGGACGGUCUUGGCGCGUUGUGUUCAUUCCGACCAUCUGUACUACUUUGGCGCUCAUCACUAGAGGAAUUAUACUCUACGAUGAUAUUUUCGGCAACGUACCAGAUCUAUCGGAUCUUUUCGUGCUGAACUCUGUCGACUGGGCUGUGCUUUAUUCUUCACUCAUCUUGGCUACCCUAUUGUGG